AUGAGUUCUAGCUCGGAGACAUCGGUGGUUGCUUCGUCCAACCGUGGAGUGCCAUCCAAGUGCAUUUGUGGAGCCGGUGGACACUUGUUUAAGUGGGUCGAGGAGGCGGUGUAUGAGGAAGUUGAAGAUGCAUUACCAAAAGUAGGACUUAUGGCGAAUAAGAUCGUGAAAACGAAAUCCCAGGUUAAUGAGUUGACUGCUGCUUUACUAGAGUUGAAGGAAGAAGCAUUGUGA
Camelina sativa (false flax) is the source of this 234-nucleotide messenger RNA. The record is from RefSeq and is a predicted model, not a curated record. Lineage: Eukaryota; Viridiplantae; Streptophyta; Magnoliopsida; Brassicales; Brassicaceae.